Cucurbita pepo subsp. pepo (vegetable marrow) is the source of this 2837-nucleotide messenger RNA. RefSeq names its product ubinuclein-1. The record is from RefSeq and is a predicted model, not a curated record. NCBI's taxonomy places the organism in Eukaryota, Viridiplantae, Streptophyta, Magnoliopsida, Cucurbitales, Cucurbitaceae. Gene Ontology annotation, cellular component: nucleus. Gene Ontology annotation, biological process: chromatin organization.
CGUUCCCUCCCCCUAUAGUCUCACACCUUCUCUGGAACGAACAAUGAGACCAUUUAUAAGCCUCAGUUCGAUGUGCAGUUAACAAACUCAACCUUCUAAAUUCUCUACCGCCUCUCAAUUUCUCUCUCAUUCGAUUUGGGUUUCCUCUACAAAGGGUUAUGUUCCUCCAUUUGUGCUUUCAGCGGUUCGAUUCUUUAAUUUCUGAUUGAGCAACCCUAAAUUCGUCGAACCGGUCAUUGUAAUUUCAUGGAGGAGGAGAAAUUUAGUGGCGGCGCCGGCGGUGGAGCUCGCACUGGGAAUGGUGGUUCUGGUGAUUUGUCCAGAGCUUCUUCUUCCUUUUUGAAAUCGGGGGACCGGCAAAUGUUCACUGUGGAGCUCCGACCGGGAGAGACCACCAUAGUUUCGUGGAAGAAGCUUGUCAAAGAUUCCAACAGGAUUAAUGGAGUAAACACUCUGCCUGUACCUCCAGCCAACCCCAUCCCUGCCGUCGAGUGUCGCAUUGAUCCGGGACAAUCAAUUGAAGAUGAAGUGAAAGAUGCAACAGCACCAAAUCGUUUCAAUGCUGUUAUUGAGAAGAUUGAACGCCUAUAUAUGGGUAAGGAUAGUAGCGACGAGGAAGAUUUAAUUCCGGAUGAUGAUCAGUAUGAUACAGAGGACUCAUUCAUCGAUGAUACCGAGUUGGAUGAAUAUUUUGAAGUUGAUAAUUCGGCAAUAAAACAUGAUGGAUUUUUUGUUAAUAGGGGGAAGUUGGAGCGCAUAAGUGAACCAGCUGGACAACCUAAUCAACAAUUGAAGAAAAGGCGCAGAAAAGAUAUAGAGAAAGGACAUCCUGAUAACCAUGAUGCUCGCUCAUCAAAUAAGCACACAAAAGUGGGAAAGACAACUGCGGGAAAGAGUGCACUGAUGGUUGCAAAGAGUUUUUCCAAUCUGUCUCAAAACAUGGUGGUCACCCAUGAACAUCAUGAUGAUGAAAAAUUGCAGAAUCAAUUGAAUAUGCCUGGUCAUAGUGGCAAAAAAAAAUCUGGUGAUGCGAAAAUGAUAUUGGACCCUUCUCCAUCUUCAAAAGUUUACAAUGGUGAUACCUCUACAUCUGUAGCAGAAGCAAAGGACACUGAUCCACUAAGGCCUGGUGUUUUACCAUCCAAGAACGUUGCUAGCAAAUUGAAAGAGUCAUGUGGGCCAUCUGAUUCCUUACAACAGAAUGUGCUUGAAAAAAGUGCUCUUGCACCAUCCAAACCCCAACCUGGGAAACCGUUGAAUAACACGGAUGAGAUAGAUUUGUCAAUUCAAUUGAAAGAGAAACAAAGCAUUCGUGAAUUGCCAGACAUCAAUUUGCCAGAGGGAAAGUAUUCCACACAAACAGCAAAAACACCGUAUGUGCACAAAAAGGACGGUUCUAGUGUUAGACCAAAAAGCUCCCUGCUAGAAAAGGCUAUAAGAGAGUUAGAGAAGAUGGUUGCAGAAUCUAGGCCACCACUUACGGAGAAUCCAGAGGCAGACAAUGCAUCUCAGGCUAUCAAAAGGAGAUUGCCAAGAGAAAUCAAACUCAAGCUUGCUAAAGUUGCUAGAUUAGCGGCAAACCAUGGGAAAUUGUCAAAGGGGUUGAUUAACCGACUUAUGAGUAUUCUUGGUCACUUGAUACAACUGCGAACUCUAAAGAGAAAUUUAAAAAUCAUGAUCAAUAUGGGUAUCUCAGUGAAGCAGGAGAAGGAUGGUAGGUUUCAACAGAUAAAGAAAGAAGUUGUCGAGAUGAUUAAAAUCCGGCCUUUGUCUAUGGAGACCAAGGCAAUCGAACAACAAACGGGAGCACUUCACGAUAUCCGUGAACUUGUUUCUGAAGAAAAAGGAGUUCCGAGAAAGAAAUUUGCUAUGGAUCCUGCAUUGGAGGACAAGAUUUGUGAUCUCUACGAUCUGUUUGUUGAUGGACUGGAUGAGGAUGCUGGUCCACAAAUUAGAAAGUUGUAUGCCGAGCUUGCAGAAUUAUGGCCAAAUGGGUUCAUGGAUAAUCAUGGGAUCAAACGUGCAAUAUGUAGAGCAAAAGAAAGGCGGAGAGCGUUGCAUGGUAAACACAAGGAUCAGGAGAAAGUCAAUAAGAGAAAGAUAUUACCACCUAGAGUAGACGAGACUGUUAGAACCGAUGUCAGUUCAGUUGCUCGAGAGCGAUUGGCCCCUGAAUCCGUUUUACAGCCAGCCCUAGCAACCAAGCCUGUAUCUGUUUCAUCAGCUACAAUGCCCCAGCUACCAAGUGCUUCCAUUAGUGUUGGAAAUUUAGAAAGGCUAAAAUCCGAUAAGUUGAAGGGAAGCUCAAGCAGUUCCCAUGAAGAUGCGAGAAUGGUGGACGGUGCUUUAACCAAGAAAAAGGCGAAGAGGAGGGCAGAGCUGGAGUUGGAUGAAACUCACAAUUGCCCCGAGAAGGCGCCCGUCCAACACGGAGACGAAAAACACAAGUCCAUCAACAAGCCAACUGCCAGUCUUCCUCCCAAGGCAAACAUUCAAUCAGCUGCUCCUCCAAGUCUGGAACAGUCGAGCUAACUUGAUAUUACUUCCCAUGAGUCUAAUCUACACCAUAAUAAUGUUCUAUCAUACAUCACCAUUCUCAUUCCAUCCCUCAAAAUUUUCUUCCCCUCUCCCUCCUCCUCUCUUACGCUCGGGUUUCAUUUAUCGACCCGCAAAAAGCCAACGAAAAAAGAAGCCAUUUUUGUAAUUACAUGUUCGUGCAUUGGGUUUUCUGGAUUAGAAGAAAUGUAUCUUAAAUUAGGGAGAGCUGAAGUAGCAAUUUUAUUUGGCAAGUAGUCAAUUUGAUGAAGGCCCUCUUUUCCCCUCUCUUAAGCUUCAAA